AUGGGGGGUGACCCGUCCUGGAGGAACCAAAACUUGUACUGUACCUAUCACAAGGAUAAAGGGUACACCACCGAGAAAUGUCGGGUGUUAAAAGAUCAUCUAGAGCAGUUAGUGAAGGCGGGAUAUCUGAAAGAGUUUGUGAUGGAUUCAGGAAACCAAGGUACCGGGCAAGGUGCUCAACAAAGAGGAGACCCUCUCCCACCCCCCAUUGAGAGUGAUUGGAGUCAUCCACGCUGCCCAGAGGGGUAUCGUUGUGACCAAGAGAAAAGAAGUGUUGACUGUAGUACCCUAGAAGACUGGUCGGGCAAGCAACCCUCCGAAAAGAAGUUGAAGUUUGCUCGAGAGCCCAUUGCUUUCAACGACGAUGAUUUAAAAGGAACUACUCAACCGCACGAUGAUGCGUUGGUGGUGAUGGCCCGGAUAAACGGUUUCAUAAUAAAAAGGGCGAUGGUAGACCAGGGAAGUGGGGUCGACGUGAUGUAUCCGGAUCUAUUCAAAGGACUUGGACCAAAGAACGAGGACCUCUCGAAGUAUGAUACGCCUAUGGUCGGAUUUGAUAGCAGGGUAGUGAUCCCCCAGAGGAAAAUUUCCCUUCCCGUAAAUAUGGAAGGUAAGGAAGUGGUAGUAGCAUUUAUAGUGGUUGCUUGGUUUUCUCCAUAUACAGCAAUUCUGGGAAGGCCGUGGAUUCAUGCAAUAGUGGCUGUACCAUCCACCCUGCAUGUGAAGGCUAAGUUCUGUACCAAGCAGGGCAUUGCUGUAGUAAGGGGAAGCCAGUAA
Messenger RNA from Quercus lobata, 777 nucleotides. RefSeq lists its product as uncharacterized. The transcript has a single exon. Bases 1 to 777 code for a protein of 258 amino acids. The record is from RefSeq and is a predicted model, not a curated record. NCBI's taxonomy places the organism in Eukaryota, Viridiplantae, Streptophyta, Magnoliopsida, Fagales, Fagaceae.